Coniosporium apollinis CBS 100218 is the source of this 1683-nucleotide messenger RNA. RefSeq lists its product as uncharacterized. Bases 1 to 1683 code for a protein of 560 amino acids. The transcript has 3 exons. Lineage: Eukaryota; Fungi; Ascomycota; Dothideomycetes. The record is from RefSeq and is a predicted model, not a curated record.
AUGCUUCUCCUUGCUCUUCAUCUCAUGUGGGCGGCUCUUACCAGCGCGACGUGCUACGAACCGUCCGUGGCCCAUCCGCUGCCCGAGUACGACGCCGAUGACGUGCUGCUGAAGCGCGUCUUCGCCUUCAUUGACACGGCUCUCACCACCACGGCCGCCGCCCCCGAAUACGCAUCCACGUCCUUCUCGGUCGAAGUCACCUCGUCGAAGGAGUCGCUGUGGUCCUACCACCACACGGCGCGCGUGCGCAACGCGUCGCGACACGACAUCCCCGAGGUCAACGGCGACGCCUUAUACCGCAUUGCGAGCGUCACCAAGUCGUUCACGGUCCUUGGUGUGUUGUACCAGCAUGUGGCGGGCAAUUUGAGUCUCGAUGACUCGAUCGACACGUACAUUGAGGAAUUGAAGGGCGAGCAGGAGGGCACCAUCCCGUGGAAGGAUAUCACCCUGCGGACUCUGGCCAGCCAGCUGAGCGGCAUCCCGAGCGACUUUAUCGCCCAGAGCGAUCUCAUCAACCGCCCUUUCGACUUCCCCUACACCCCUGAGGAGCUGGGCUUCCCACCCGCUUCGCGGGACGAUCUCAUGAAAUCUGUUAAGUCGAGAGCCCCCGUCUUCGCACCGAACCAGAAGUCCACCUACUCGAACUUGGCAUUCGAGCUCCUCGGUCUCGCCAUCGAGAAUGCCACCAACCAGACAUACGAGUCGUACAUCAACGACGCCAUCUUCAAGCCUCUGAACAUGACGAAGAGCAGCCUGUCGAAGCCACCAGACAGCGCUGGCAUUAUUCCGUUCGAGCCGCAUUACUGGGGCGUUGAUGUGGGUAUCCAGAGUCCUACGGGAGGAAUCUAUAGCUCUACGACCGAUCUAUCGAAAUAUCUGCGGUACAUCUUGACCCACUACAAUGGCAUCACGAGUGCUGCGAACUGGGCACAUCCUGCGUCUCCAUCGCGGGGACUGAAUUCAUUCUACGGUAUGCCCUGGGAGAUUUAUCAGACGGACCGUAUCCUCCAGAAAUCUAGGCGGACAGUCAGAUUCAUUACCAAGGCUGGCGGUCUUCCGGGCUAUAGUUCCAUCAUCAUGACGGUCCCCGAAUAUGACCUUGGUAUCACCAUCCUCCUAGCUGCCAACAACGACAUCUUCGGUAAGAUUCAGGAGUUGGUGACAGUUGAGGUUGUCCGUGCCGCUGAGCAAAUUGCCAUUCAACAACUCCAGAAACGGUACACUGGCACUUUUGCGUCAGCUGAGCCUGAUUUGAACUCUUCAGUGACCCUCGUGGCUGAUCACCGGGGCCUGGUGGUUAUUGAAUUCAUCUCAAACUCUACCGACUUCACCAAUUCUGACCUCAUGAAAUAUAUUGGGGCGCCUAGAGACGGGCGAUACUACGUUCAAUUGGUACCGACUCUCUUACACCGCGACGAAAAGGCAAAACUGGGUGAAUUGUGGCGCUUCGUGGUCACCGCAGAGCGGAAGAAUGGUGACCAAGAUAUAUGGGACGACUUUUGCAUCACAAACAUCGAGUCACCGACUUAUGCCAACGUGCCUAUCAACGAGGUCGCUUUUUGGAAUGGGAAAGGGAAGGCUUUCGAUACUCUCGAGCUUUCCGCAUUCAGGACGAACUUGUCCCGAACAGACGACAGCAAGACCGAGCUAAAGCCCGAGUACCAAAUCGUUAUGGAGUUGUAG